AUGAUUACUCUGACGGAGCACGAUUACCAUGCCCUCGGCAUCGACACGACGGCUGUCCCUGGCACCGAGCACCUUGUCGACUUAGAUGGAACGAUGCACACCAAGCAUGACAAGAAGACCAAAGACAUCGUCCUCUUGCCAACGCCGUCUGCCGAUCCAGAAGAUCCCUUGAACUGGUCUCCUCGCCGAAAGGCACUUCACAUGGUUGGCUUGGCAACUUACUGCCUCUUCAUCGGAACUGCCUUUGCGGCCAUCAAUUCUGUGCUCCCUCAGCUUCUCGAGUCCACCGACCUGACGCUCAACGAGCUGAAUAAUGGCACGGGGUACCUGUUCCUCUGCUUCGGCUGGGGCUGCAUUUUCUGGCAGCCAAUGGCCUUACAAUUUGGCAAAAGACCCAUUUAUCUACUCUCUCUCUUGGGCUCAUGUGCCGUCCAAUUCUGGGCCCCAUACGCCACAACGAGUGGCCAGUGGAUUGCAAAGAACUGUAUUCAGGGCUUUUUCGGUGCCCCGUUCGAGUCACUGUGCGAGAUCUCAAUCACGGACAUAUUUUUUGCCCAUGAACGUGGCCGAUAUCUUGGCAUGUACGUCCUGUUUGCCAAUAGCUCUGCCUCCAUUGCUCCUAUCCUGGCUGGCUUCAUUGCGGACGGCAUGGGGUGGAAAUGGGUCCUCUGGUGGCCGGCGAUAAGCCUCGCAUUCGGCGCCGUUGUAGUCUUCCUUAUUUUGGAAGAGACCAACUACGACCGUAAGCAAGCACCGACCAGCGAGCCGCACACCCAAAUUCAGAUUCAUUCCACACAGAAGUCCGUUGACGUGGCUGGUGACAACGCCGAAAAGAGCGCCGGAGCCACAACCACCUUUGAACCGGAAGUUGAACCUGCUUUGGUUGUCGAGUACAACAAGAAGCCUUACUGGAAGCGACUCUCGUUACUCGACAAAUCACGCCCUAACAAGCUGUGGGUAAUGUGUAUACGACCUUUCCAGCUUUUAUCUCUCCCAAUCAUAGUCUACUGCGGCUUCGCCAACGGUAUUGCGGUGGUCUGGUCAACAGUAGCCCUUGGUGUCUCGUCCGUUAUCUUGUCUUCGCCGCCCUACAAUUUCUCGGCGACGAAUAAUGGUCUCCUCAACAUAGCAUCUCUUCUGGGGAUCAUCGUGGCCAUGGCCCGCAAGAGGAACGGUAUCGCCCAAGCCGAGUUCCGCCUGUGGCUCUGCAUCUUCCCGGCUAUCGGUGUCCCUUUUGCCUUGAUCCUCUUUGGGGUAGGAGCUACUCAUCACGUGCACUGCUUGGCCUUUGCUUGCGGUCUACUCUUCAUCAUCAUGAUGGUCUGGGGCAAGGAUUUUCGACAACAGAGCCGUGUGCGCUACUGGCGGUAUGCGGCGCAAAGAAAAAUAGAGAAGUAA
Exophiala bonariae is the source of this 1398-nucleotide messenger RNA. RefSeq lists its product as uncharacterized. Lineage: Eukaryota; Fungi; Ascomycota; Eurotiomycetes; Chaetothyriales; Herpotrichiellaceae. The record is from RefSeq and is a predicted model, not a curated record. Bases 1 to 1398 code for a protein of 465 amino acids. The transcript is spliced from 7 exons. Gene Ontology annotation, cellular component: plasma membrane. Gene Ontology annotation, biological process: transmembrane transport. Gene Ontology annotation, molecular function: transmembrane transporter activity.